Molecule: messenger RNA, 2232 nt
Organism: Pocillopora verrucosa
Lineage: Eukaryota; Metazoa; Cnidaria; Anthozoa; Scleractinia; Pocilloporidae
Source: RefSeq, a predicted model, not a curated record
AUGUACACGAGCUGCGUUGUCAGCGGUCAACAACCAAACGUCUGGCUUAGAAGUAAUCCUGUCACAAUCCCAAGUGCAGUGAUACAGGUUUACAUUGCUAUUCAAUACCGCUCGAAGAACUGUACAAUGUUGGAUGGAGAUGAUUUCUGUAGAGAAUAUUUUGACCUUUACGUGCAUCAGUCCUGGAAUAAAGAGGUACCCGAACCUCCAGGAAACAAUUCCACCUAUUCAAAGAUUGCUAAGAUAACUGCGCCGAUCCCAGGUGUCUACGCAAGAGUAACAAAAAUAUUUGGUGUUUCAGUGAAAGGAAGGUACAUCACGCUGGCUUUUCAUAAUCAGGGCUCUUGCAGCGUCAUUUAUUCUGUUGUUGUCAGUUAUUUCUUUUGUCCAGAAUUUACAUCUGGUACUGGCUUGGUGUCCUUACCACGUUCCAUGGCUCCAGCAAACAAUUCAGAACCAGUAGAAGGUCGAUGUGUCGUAAAUGCUGUCCAUUAUCAAGGUGCUGUAAUGUUAGACUGCCAAAGCGAUGGCUUUUGGAACAUCAGCUCACUUCAGGGAGGUUGUGUAUGCAAGGAGAAGAUGGAAAAUGCAGGAGGAGAAUGUAGAGAUUGCCCAGAGAGAAAAUACAACGAUCAGAAUGGUUUGAAUUGCACAGUGAUACCAUCAACUCCGAGGGAUGUCAAGGUUGCAUUCGUAAACCAAAGUGGAGUUGAGAUAACAUGGCAGUCUCCAUUAGAAACUGGUGAUCAGACACACGUGAUUUAUGACGUCAACUGCCUCAUACGAAAGAUAUGUAGUAUUGAUGACGUCGAUCGCGACAACUGUCUUUACGAGAAUUGUUCACGUGACGUAAGAUACAUUCCUAAUAAUAAAGGUUUGAAAAUGAACCACGUGAUAGUGAUGGGGCUAUCUUCAUUUGUGAAUUACACUUUUAAAAUCCUCGCCAAGAAUAGAGUAAGUGAAGUGGCCAAAAGAAUUUAUGGAGAUGAAGGAAAUUUUGCAACACUGAACAUAAUGAUUGAAGGAUUAGAGGUAUCUUCAAGCACUGCAGCCCCACGAACUAAAGUCUCAUUUAAGACAGUUUCCGCAAAACUGGAAAAAGUAGACACCAUGAAUGUAAUUUAUCUGAACGUCAUCUAUGGAUUUGUGGGGCUGAUAGUUCUGAUCAUUUUAUUUUUCUGCUACACCACUUUUGGAAGGUGGCGCCUCCGAAGACAAGAAAAUGAUGUGCAAAUGACAGCCCAUUCAGAGGGCAGAGAGUACGACGCGGUACCAAUGCUUCCUCUGGUUGUGGCUAAAGAUCAAACCACAAAUGAAAUUUUGGAUGGUUUUGAGCUCGACCGCGCACAACUAAAGCUCGUAAAAUUGCUUGGAACCGGAAACUUUGGCCGAGUAUCCAAGGCUAUUUACGGGCCUUCCCAGAUACAAGUGGCCGUAAAAUCCCUGAGAGACAAUGCCGAAAAAGAGGACCUAGAAAGCAUCAUUAUGGAGUUGGAAGUUAUGAAAUCUCUGAGGAAUCAUCCUCACGUCGUUGGUCUCAUUGGUCAUUGUAUAGAGAAAGAUCCCGUGUUUAUCGUUUUGGAGUAUUUACCAUACGGGGAUUUGUUGGGAUACCUGCGUAAGAGCAGAGGAAUUGAAGACAAUUAUAACACAGGAGAAAAGGAACCAAGUUCAGCUCUUUCAGAAAAGGACCUCCUGUCUUUCGCGUGGAUGAUUGCUGAUGGUAUGGAUUAUUUGGCAUCAAUGAAGGUCGUCCAUCGGGAUUUAGCAGCUCGAAAUGUGUUAGUUGGAGAAAACAGAGUGUGCAAAAUUUCAGACUUCGGACUGGCACGUAGUUUGCAGGAAGAUAUCUACACGAGAAGGACUCAGGCCCGACUUCCAAUCAAAUGGAUGGCCCCGGAAUCCAUUUUCAAUGCUGAGUCGACAACAAAGAGUGAUGUAUGGUCAUACGGCAUUGUAAUGUGGGAACUGUUUACCCUCGGGGGAUCGCCAUAUCCUGGUGUUAGUGUCAAAGAACUCAUUUCAUUGUUGGAGGGUGCAUACCGCAUGCCAAAACCGAACCACGUCUCAGAGAAACUGUAUGCCAUAAUGAUGGAGUGUUGGAACGAACAGCCCCAAAAUAGACCAACAUUCAAGUGGAUUCGUUAUGCAGUCAAAAGACUUCAGGAUGACCAGCAGGUCUACGUGAACUUAGAAGGCUAUGACGACCAGGAAUACUUAAUUAUAAUCUAA